Molecule: messenger RNA, 2160 nt
Organism: Phaeodactylum tricornutum CCAP 1055/1
Lineage: Eukaryota; Bacillariophyta; Bacillariophyceae; Surirellales; Neidiaceae
Product: methylmalonyl-coa mutase
Exons: 2
Coding region: 1-2160 (719 amino acids)
Cellular component (GO): mitochondrion
Molecular function (GO): metal ion binding; methylmalonyl-CoA mutase activity; cobalamin binding
Source: RefSeq, a predicted model, not a curated record
AUGAGAUCCGAACGCCUGACUCCGGAAGGCAUCGCGAUUCAACCGGUCUAUUGGGAUUUGCGCGGAGACCAACCCGAAAUGCCUGGGAUUUUCCCUUAUACGCGUGGUCCCUACGCCACUAUGUACACGGCCAAGCCUUGGACAGUCCGCCAGUAUGCCGGUUUCUCGACUGCCGAGGAGUCCAACGCGUUCUACAAGGCUAACUUGGCGGCUGGGCAGCAAGGCUUAUCGGUUGCCUUUGACCUUCCGACUCAUCGCGGAUAUGACAGUGACCACGAUCGUGUGGUGGGUGACGUUGGCAUGGCUGGUGUGCCAAUCAGUACACUAAAAGAUAUGAACAUUCUGUUUGACGAGAUUGAUCUCACCAAGGUCUCGGUGAGUAUGACAAUGAACGGUGCUGUACUACCGGUCUUGGCCUUCUACAUCCAGACAGCUAUCGAGCAGAACCCCGGAAAAGAUCCCAAAGAAGUUUUGAAGCAACUUCGCGGUACCAUUCAGAACGAUGUUCUCAAAGAAUUCAUGGUGCGCAACACCUAUAUAUAUCCCCCUGAACCUAGCAUCAAUCGUGUCAUCGCCGAUAUCAUGGGUUUCACAUCAAUGCACAUGCCGAAGUUCAACUCUAUUUCGAUUUCGGGGUAUCAUAUGCAGGAGGCUGGCGCUGACGCUAUUUUAGAAAUGGCUUUUACGAUUGCUGAUGGUAUUGAGUACAUUCGCACCGCUGUCAAUAAUGCUGAUCUCAAAGUAGACGAGGUCGCUCCUCGUCUUUCCUUUUUUUGGGCCGUUGGACUUAACUACUACACCGAGAUUGCCAAAAUGCGAGCAGCGCGGCGUCUAUGGGCAACGCUUGUCAAAGAGAAAUUCCAGCCAGAAAACGAAAAGUCCCUACUGCUACGGACUCACAGUCAAACGUCGGGAUAUUCACUGACUGAAGCACAACCCAUGAACAACAUCAUCCGCACAACGAUUGAGGCUAUUGCUGCAGUUCAAGGAGGUACCCAGUCAUUGCACACAAAUUCCUACGACGAAGCCGUUGGCCUACCAACUCAACAGACUGCCCGUGUUGCUCGAAACACACAGCUAAUCCUUCAAGAAGAAACCGGAAUAUGCGAUGUUGCCGACCCGUGGGCGGGAAGUUACAUGAUGGAAAGCUUGACUGACGAGCUGUACGACAAGGCGCUAGCAUUAGUUCAGGAGGUGGAGGAAUUUGGUGGCAUGACUAGGUACAUUAGUAGUGGAAGUGCCAAACUGCGAAUCGAAGAAAGUGCCACGCGCAAGCAGGCCCGCAUUGAUUCAAAACAAGAGGUCAUUGUUGGCGUGAACAAGUAUCGGUUAAGUGAAGAAAUGGAGAAAGCUGAAGCAAUCGAUGUUCUGCGAAUUGAAAACACAAAAGUCCGUGAAAAACAAGUCGCCCGUAUUCUCGAAGUUAAAGCUUCACGGGACAAAGGAGUCGCCGAGGCAGCACUUAAACGCAUCGAAUUCAGUGCUCGCAUGAGUGGAAGUACAAGUCGUGGCGAUAAUCCAGAUAAUCUGUUGCAGCUCUGUGUCGAGGCCGCCGCUGCUCGAUGCACACUUGGCGAAAUGUCGGACGCCAUGGAAAGAGCUUGGGGACGCCAUGUCCCGACGUCCUCUGUAGUACAGGGUGCAUACAGUGCAUCAUUCACAACCCAAACCAAAAGCGGUGAUUUCGAUACAAGUGUAGCAGAAUACGAGUCUAUUUUGAAGCGCGUCGAGCAAUUUGAAAAGAAGGAGGGCCGCCGUCCUCGCAUCUUAGUUGCCAAAAUGGGCCAAGAUGGACAUGAUCGAGGCGCGAAAGUGAUCGCCAGCGGUUUCUCAGACCUGGGGUUUGACGUUGACAUUGGGCCGUUGUUUCAGACGCCGGAGGAAGUGGCUGUUCAAGCUCUCGACUCUGAUGUCCACGUGAUCGGGAUAUCAUCACAGGCCGCUGGUCAUCGAACCUUGUUGCCAGCCCUGAAAAAAGAAUUGGAACAAAAAGGUGGUGAAAAUAUAGUUGUUGUUGCUGGAGGUGUAAUUCCGCCCAACGAUUAUGAGUUCCUUUUGACUGAAACCAAAAGCUGUAGCGCUGUAUUUGGCCCUGGAACUCGAAUUCCGGACGCAGCCAUCAAGACUCUUGAUCUGAUUGAGAAGAAUCUUUUUGAGUAG